Messenger RNA from Strigops habroptila (Kakapo), 621 nucleotides. RefSeq names its product gap junction protein epsilon 1 (gene GJE1). The record is from RefSeq and is a predicted model, not a curated record. NCBI's taxonomy places the organism in Eukaryota, Metazoa, Chordata, Aves, Psittaciformes, Psittacidae.
AUGCCCUGGUUGGUGGAGUCCCAGCUUCCCAGGACCAGGACCAGGACCAGGAGAGACAGCAGAGAACCAGGCUGGGGUGAUGGUCGGUACAGUGGGUACCCCAAAGUGGGUGUUAGGCAGGUGCAAGGCAGUGUAAGGCAGCGGCUCAGGCCACCAACGGUAAUUGUUUUCUUUGGCUCAGUUUAUAUGUUUUUCCUCGGCAUUUGGGGCUUUGCUGUUCAUGGAAAUGAGGCCUUGCAUUUCAGCUGUGACCCAAACAAGAGAGAGGUUAAUAUUUUCUGUUACUAGUUCAAGCCUAUAACUCCCCAGGAAGAUAUCCACCAAAAGUCAUUCUACAUUGGUUUUUAUAUCUGCUCUGCUUUCUCAAGAAUUAUCGUUGAAGCUGUCAUGGCUUUUUGGUUUCAAAUUCAGCUCUUUGGUUUCAAAGUGAAUGCAAUCUACAUGUAUGAUGUGGGAGCACUUGAAAAAAAGUUUAACAUUACUUGGUAUGUAGGGCCAAAGCACUUUGAAAAGACCGUUUUUCUUAUUGCAAUGUACACAUUUACUAUGAUUACAGUGGUUUUUGUUGCCAAAAUUUUUGAGAUCUCAUGUAAAAGGCUAGGUUUCUUACGAACUCAGUGA